Molecule: messenger RNA, 1413 nt
Organism: Myotis daubentonii (Daubenton's bat)
Lineage: Eukaryota; Metazoa; Chordata; Mammalia; Chiroptera; Vespertilionidae
Exons: 2
Coding region: 205-960 (251 amino acids)
Source: RefSeq, a predicted model, not a curated record
CGCGCAGGCGCAAAGCUAAGAAAAUGGCGAAGCGGUGUGGCCUGGGAGGACGCGUGCGGAACACAGCCGCCCUGGGUCUUCGCGAGAUUAGUCGCGCUGACUCAAUUUAAUCUUGAUCCUAACUCCUCCAUUUUGGUUCUCCUUCCCUGCAGCAGGGAAGGGGCGUGGUCUCGAAUUAGCCCCUCCUUGGUGGCCGGGGCCUGGAUGGACCAAAGGAGGUGGCCCACCAGACCACAUCCCAAAUUACAACGCUUACUUCUCCCUAGUUUGAAGGAUCUUCACAUCUUUGGAUCUACCUUACGGUCUCCUUUCGGGCAAACAGUUAUCAGGGGUGGAGCAGCACCCCCAAACCGAGCGUGGGCGACGUCCGCCGAGGCCCGCCUCCCUCCCAGCCUAUGGGAGCCGGGCGAGCAACGUUACCAUAGCAACGGGCCCGCCAGGACCUACUCGAGUUACAAAGAGCACGCGGACUCCCCGGGGGGAAGCCGGGGCGGGCCCGGCGUCGCCAGCGAACGCGAGGUAGACCCCGCAGGUUUCCAUGGCGAGAGCGAGGGCCCGAGGCCUGGCCUAGGAGGUCCCCGAAUUCCCAAUAAAUCCCGUUGGGAAAGGCUCUUUGCUAACGCCCGGCCCCGGGAGCGGUUAGCGGGGCCGGGGUGCCUCGCUGCCGGUGGCCUCCAGCGGGGGCAGGACGACCAAGCGCUGACAUCCCGCCCGCGGCCACCAUUCCCGGUUCCUGAGAGGAGACGAGGACGCCAAAGCCCCGUGCCGGUCCUGGAGGCCUUCACACCCACCGAGCCACCGGGCCUCCCCACGUGUACACAUUUCCCUCCAAGGGACGUCUCGGAACCCUCCGUCCAUUUCCGAGGCCGGGCGCAGAGCGGGCCUUCAGCCGCCGUUUCCAGCUGGGUGUCCCCUCUGUGCUCCGGGGUGAGCCCCCGGCCCCCCCAGCCCCCCGGGUAGAGUAUCACAGGCACUUCCGGGACCCUUCACCGCAAGUGAGUGUCGCCUCCUUGUCUGUAACGGAGAUGAGUCGCUCUCUCGCCAGGUGGUUGUAUUAAUAAAUGGGAAACGUGUGUGUCCAAUGACCGUUCCUGGUGGUCUCGGUGAACGCCGGGCCGGGCCGGGGCUGCGAGCGGUGCUGCAGACGUGAUGGAGCAGCCGGCGGGACGCCCCCUCCCCCGGUCCCCGGGGUCCCGGUGCCCUUUGGCCCGCUUACGAGGCUCGGGAGAGGGGAGCGGAGGAGCAGGCUUCACAGUCCUUGCUGGGAAUUUUGUUUUUUCCUGCAGCUCAGGCCUGUUGUGCCCUGAAACAAUCAAACCGGAAACAUCUCCACCCCCCGCACACCUUCACCCAGAUUAGAACAUGGUGUUUAUUUCUCAGGUCGUUUAUUGAAGAUAAAUGUAAAACCAAAAA